Molecule: messenger RNA, 1982 nt
Organism: Scatophagus argus
Lineage: Eukaryota; Metazoa; Chordata; Actinopteri; Scatophagidae
Gene: serpine2
Product: serpin peptidase inhibitor, clade E (nexin, plasminogen activator inhibitor type 1), member 2
Exons: 9
Coding region: 232-1425 (397 amino acids)
Biological process (GO): negative regulation of endopeptidase activity; negative regulation of plasminogen activation
Molecular function (GO): serine-type endopeptidase inhibitor activity
Source: RefSeq, a predicted model, not a curated record
ACCCUGGGUUGUUUGGCUGGAAGGCGGAGUUAAAUCCGAUAAAGUCUCCUCUGAAACAACAGUGAAGUCAGUAGAAGUUCUCACUUUCGCUGGAGUAAAGUGCUUUCUACGCUCACAUUGUGGACAGGUCUUCGUUUCUUGUGCGCACCGCAGAGGAAAGUGGGCCAACAAGGUUACAAUUUCACCUGCGGGGUAAAUCCAACGUCAUCUCGUGAUAGGUGUGAGUUUAAAAUGAAGCAUCUCUCAUUAUUGUUCCUGGUUGCACUGGUGACCUUGUAUGGCCACGAGGGUGUGCUGUCCCAGGCUCCCUCUUAUGGUGAAAGGGGCUCUGAUCUGGGCAUACAGGUCUUUCAGCAAGUAGUCCGCUCCAGGCCCCUGGAAAAUGUGGUGCUGUCACCCCAUGGGGUAGCUUCCAUCCUUGGGAUGUUAUUGCCAGGAGCCCAUGGGGAGACUCGGAAGCAGGUCCUCAAUGCUCUCCGUUACAAGAAGAAUGGACCAUACAAGAUGUUGAAGAAGUUGCACAAGACCUUGACAGCUAAGUCCAACCAGGAUAUUGUGCUGAUCGCCAACGCCAUGUUUACCCAGGAGAGCUUCCCCAUGAAGGAGGCCUUUGUAGCCACCAAUAAAGCCAACUUCCAGAGUGAGAGCAAGUGCCUGGAUUUCAGCAACCCCCAUGCAGCAGCAGAUGAAAUCAAUAAAUGGGUGAACAAUAAGACCAAAGGUCAUAUCCCCAGCUUGAUCAAAGCAGAUAUGCUGGACCCGAUUUUGACCCGUCUGGUUGCUGUCAACUCAAUCUACUUCAAAGGCUUAUGGAAGUCCCGCUUCCAGCCUGAGAACACCAAGAUGAGACCCUUCACUGCAGGCAAUGGAAAUGUAUAUAAAGUCCCAAUGAUGUCCCAACUAUCUGUCUUCAACAUGGGCAUGGCCACCACACCUCAGGGACUGAAAUACAAGGUGAUCGAGCUGCCCUAUCACGGCAACACCAUCAGCAUGCUGAUCGUUCUGCCCUCUGAAGAGGACACACCCCUGUCCCGUGUUAUCCCACACAUCAGCACAGCCACAGUGCAGAGCUGGACCAAACUGAUGCACAUGAGAAAAGUCCGCCUGCUCAUCCCCAAGUUUACUGCUGAUGCGGAGGUGGACUUGGAAGCCCCUCUUUCAGCACUGGGAAUAACAGACAUAUUCAAUGAGAACAGAGCUGACUUCAGACACCUCAGUACUGAGCCUGUGUAUGUAUCCAAGGCACUUCAAAAAGCCAAAGUUGUUGUGAAUGAAGAUGGAACAAAAGCAGCAGCUGCCACUACUGCCAUUUUGUUGGCUCGGUCCUCUCCACCUUGGGUUACAGUGGACAGACCUUUCCUCUUCCUCAUCAGACAUAACCCCACAGGUACCAUUCUCUUUAUGGGCCAGAUCAACCAGCCUUGAGCCUGGCCAUUGCUGCUCAGCCCCUGAUACUGUAGCAUCGUAGGCCAGCAGCGGAAAUGCUUCUACCCUGCCACGCAUGAACACACACACAUAAACACACUCCCACAUAUACACACACAAAUUUUGCUGUAGACUUAUGUACAGUGUGGAGAUAUGUUAUUUGUUUUAAAUAUUGCUUUUUAUGUUACCCAUUUCCUUAAAUGCAUAACAUGGGUUAUAAAAUGUUUUGCAUACUAAAGUUUCCAGCUGUUUUAAUUUUUUGUUUUACUUUUUUGAACUUUUUAAGUUGGUUUUUUUAAAGACUUUGAUUGUUAAAUGUGUAUUUUCUCAAAUCUGGAGUGAGAUAAUCCAUUUGUUUAUUCCAUCACUGGUUCAGUUUAAAAGUUCUCCAUCUCAAGUCAUGUCACUCCAGUCUGUUCUAAGUUUCACUCCAAAGUUAUGGAUGUACAUCACAUCUUGAACGCCAAGCAUCCAGCUACUUGUUUCCCUCACUGAGGAGGUCCUCUGUUAUCAUACUUGCUUCAUAUUUGAUCAAAUAAAUACACAUAUUUAUAACA